AUGAAAAGGUGCAGUGUUGUGUGUGGCUGCUGUGACGGGGCAGGGGCUGGGGCAGGGGCUUGGGGACUUCAAAGGCCCCGUGUGCUGCUGCUGUUCUGGGGCCGCUGUCAUGGGAGAAGGAGCCUGCAGCCUCAGGACGCCGGCCCAGAGGAGGCUCAGGGCGGUCAGAGCGGUCAGGGCAUUCCAGAGCUGCACACAAAGCUCAGUGUGACCGGCACAGCUGAGGCGUGGAGCAGGGGAGGGAGGGGCGCCCCGGACGGUGACAGCGGAGAGAGGGAUUCACCUCCGCUGGACCUCAGGGAGAGAGGGAAGAGGCAGCACGGCGUCCCCCUCGGCCCGCACAAUCCCCACAUUCAUCACUGGACCCGCCUCAUCAAAGUGUGUCCACUCCGCAGCGGGAAACUCUACACUGUGUCCUCAGACAAACACUUAGCUCUCUGCCCCGGAGCCUCUGGGCUGGAAGAGUCUGCUGACCCCCCCUCACCCCCCAGAGCAGCGAGCACCACACCUAAAGCCCUCAGCUCCGUGCACCUCUGUGUGCAGCUCUGUGUGCAGCUCUGUGUGCAGCUCUGUGUGCAGCUCUGUGCAGCUCAGUGUGCAGCUCUGUGCAGCUCUGUGUGCAGCUCUGUGCAGCUCUGUCAGGUGUGGAGUCGAGGCCACAGAUUUAACCCCAAUCUGGAGCUGCCGGGCCUGGCACACAUGGGCCUGCAGCUGUGCUCCAUUGAUAGAGCCCGGUCCCGGCUCCGUGGAGCGACUCCGACUCCUCAGACACAGUUCAGACUCAUUGGACUCUCUUUAACAAUCAAAGCAUCUCCUGAGUCAGAGGUCAGACAGGUGAGACAGGUGAGACAGGAGAGGGAGAGACAGGGGAGACAGGAGAGGGAGAGACAGGAGAGGGAGAGACAGGUGAGACAGGAGAGGGAGAGACAGGAGAGGGAGAGACAGGAGAGGGAGAGACAGGUGAGGGAGAGACAGGUGAGGGAGAGACAGGAGAGGGAGAGACAGGUGAGGGAGAGACAGGUGAGGGAGAGACAGGUGAGGGAGAGACAGGAGAGGGAGAGACAGGAGAGGGAGAGACAGGUGAGGAAGAGACAGGAGAGACAGGUGAGGGAGAGACAAGUGAACGAGAGACAGCUGAGGGAGAGACAGAUGACGGAGAGACAGAUGAGGGAGAGUCAGGUGAGGGAGAGACAGGUGAGGGAUAGUCAGGUGAGGGAGAGACAGGUGAGGGAUAGUCAGGUGAGGGAGAGACAGGUGAGGGAGAGACAGAUGAGGGAGAGACAGAUGAGGGAGAGACAGGUGAGGGAGAGACAGGAGAGGGAGAGUCAGGUGAGGGAGAGACAGGUGAGGGAGAGACAGGUGAGGGAGAGACAGGUGAGGGAGAGACAGGUGAGGGAGAGACAGGAGAGGGAGAGUCAGGUGAGGGAGAGACAGGUGAGGGAGAGACAGGUGAGGGAGAGACAGGUGAGGGAGAGACAGGUGAGGGAGAGACAGGUGAGGGAGAGACAGGUGAGGGAGAGACAGGAGAGGGAGAGACAGGAGAGGGAGAGACAACACUGUUUUUGA
Messenger RNA from Knipowitschia caucasica, 1566 nucleotides. The record is from the annotation of a GenBank genome assembly. NCBI's taxonomy places the organism in Eukaryota, Metazoa, Chordata, Actinopteri, Gobiiformes, Gobiidae.